This is a messenger RNA of Darwinula stevensoni, 1907 nucleotides long. NCBI's taxonomy places the organism in Eukaryota, Metazoa, Arthropoda, Ostracoda, Podocopida, Darwinulidae. The record is from the annotation of a GenBank genome assembly.
ACAGAGCCGCCGAAGUUCACGGUGAAACCGGAGAACGUGACACGAGCCGUGUUGGGCCAGAAGUUGAUGCUAAACUGCCAGGCUCACGGAGAUCCCGAGCCCACUAUCCAGUGGGACAAGGACGGAUACUUGAACGGAUACGACCACAGACGGAUCCGAUUGCUGGGGAACGGAAGCCUCUGGUUCGAGGAGGUGGUGCAGGAGGAUCAGGGGCUCUAUGGGUGCACGGCCGGGAAUUCGGGAGGAUUCAACAGGGUCGACACGCAGCUUCUUGUUACGAAUGCAGACGGUGAAGUACUGGAAGGAUUCGGCAAAGAGGGCACAGGUUCCCCAGACCCAGAGGAGAUGGGUGGCUCUGGAAUGAUGACCAAGACGGUGAGCAUCACCCUGGGUGCUGCUGGCGCCUACAUUCUCCUGGUCCUGGGUCUCAUGGUCUGGUGCCGCUGUCGUCGCAUCAAACGGAAGCAGGCGUAUCUUCAGGUGGCCCAGCACGGCCAGCCUCCUCCACCCCUACCUCCCCUGCGACCUGCAAAGUCUGAGAACGGGGACAUUCAUGCAUAUUCUACCAUUGGACACGAGAUGAAAGGCCUCACCCUCUCCAAAGAGGCAGGGAAAAGCGAUGGGGAUACGGCCUAUUCUCAGUCUUCGUCCCAUUCCCAGUCCCACGCCCCACCCCCAUCCGGGACCAGCGGGCUGAAGACCUCGUCUGCAUCUGUGUCUCACGCCUCCACACAGUCGUCCUCUUCGCUUCACCUCAGUCGACAGGAUCUGCAAACCCUCAUGCCACUUGGUAAGGGCGAGUUUGGAGAUGUGUUCCUGGCCAAGGUGAUGCACGGAGGAGAGAAGAUCGAUGGGGGUGGAGGACUGGUGAUGGUGAAGGCCCUGCAGAACCGAGACGAGAACGCCGUGCUGGAGUUCCGCCAUCAGGCCGAGCUGUACGGGAGGCUGCAGCAUCCCCACAUGGCCCGUCUCCUUGCCCUCUGUCGUGAUGCUUUUCCGCACCUCAUGGUCAUGGAGUACAGUGACUGGGGAGACCUAAAGCAAUUUCUUCUGGCGACACGCAAGGACCGGGUGGCACGUCCCGAUGCCCCGAAGCCACCCCCACUAACAAUCGCCCAGGCCAUUCGGAUGGCCCAGCAGAUCAGCUGUGCCAUGGAACACAUGGCCAACCACCGCUUUGUCCAUAAGGACAUUGCCACCCGCAACUGCCUCAUCUCAUCCACGCUGGACAUCAAGAUUUCCAAUCCUUCCCUGUGUCGAGACACCUACUGCGCCGAAUACUGUCAGCUGCAUAACCAGCUGAUUCCGCUGCGUUGGAUGCCGCACGAGGCCGUCUUCGAAGACGAACACUCGACCAAGUCGGACGUGUGGGCCUGGGCGUGCUGCGUGUGGGAGAUAUUCCACCAGGGAGAACUGCCCUACCACGAGUACUCGGACGAUGCGGUGCUGCACCUCCUCAGAAAACAGGAACUGUGCCUGAGGGCACCACACCUGGCACCGGAACCCCUGGGGACGCUGUUGGAGACCUGCUGGUCCGCAUCCCCACGGGACCGACCCAGCUUCGGCCAGAUCGUCUCCCAACUCCAUGCCCUGUGCCUCGAAUCCGGGCUCUAGUGGUUUUUUGACAUUGUGAUACUUCUUUUUAAGUUUUUUUUAAUACACAAUUAUUUAUUGCUUCGCCGUUCGGACACACGACCCGAUGCAGUUUGCCUCCGAGUCGAGACGCAUCCCUCCGGGGAGACUGCCCUCGGGCGAACCCGAGGAAGUCUGCAACCAUGUCAAUUCAGUUCAGAGGCCCUUUGUUGCGUCUUGUACUGUUUUUUUGGCACGUGAUGUCUGCAGGGAAUCGAAAUCUGGGUCCCCCCCCCCCUUGCCAAUCCCCCUCCGUCCCCCCCCGCCCCCGCGGG